Molecule: messenger RNA, 1279 nt
Organism: Striga asiatica
Lineage: Eukaryota; Viridiplantae; Streptophyta; Magnoliopsida; Lamiales; Orobanchaceae
Source: the annotation of a GenBank genome assembly
CAGCACCCCAAAUUCUGAAACACAAUUAGUUACUCUCUUUCUACAAUUAUUCCUUACAGAGAGACGAAAGUUAGGAAACCAAUGGAAAUAGAGAGUUACGAAAAGGAGUUAAGAAAAGGAGAAACAAAUUGCCAAACAACCCGAAAAUGAUGGCUGACGUGGACGCUUGGUGAUUUAUCUGCGCUUCAUCAUCUGACGGCCCACAUUCACUCCCACCUUCUAUUAAUCUCGCCAGAAAUCGACUCAAGUCUCACUCACUUUUCUGUUUCCCACACACAAAGGCACACACUCGAGUGUGAGAAAUCAAUUUGAACCAAACACAUGACGCUGGGCAAGCGCGGCCAGCCGGUUUUCAGGACGACGGCGACCACGGCGGGUGUCACGUUCGACGUCGGGGUCCCCGAGGUGGCGGCGCCGCCCAAUCAGCUGGCGGCGAUGGUCGGAAGUGAAUCUAGCAGCGGGUACAACGGCUUGCUGCCGCCGAGGUACUUGGGGAAGAGCUUUUCCGGCGGCGGCGAGCAUUUCGAGACGGCUGAUUUCUUAAAGAUCUGCGGCCGCUGCCACCGCCGCUUGGCCUCCGGCCAUGAUAUCUAUAUGUAUCGGGGUGACAUUGCAUUUUGUAGCCUAGAUUGUAGAGAGCAACAAAUGAAGCAAGAUGAGAGAAAAGAGAGAGUUGCAGGCAUGGCCAGAAAAGGGGAAAGCCACUUGCCGGAAAUGGCAGCUACAGCCACCGGAGCUAGCACAAGGGCAUCGACCACAACAGAUGUAGCCAGCUUCUAAUACACAUAUAUUUUACAAGCAUAUAUAUAUGCUUGGUAAUGGAUCAAUAUUGUAUAUAUGAAAUGGUACUGGCUUAAGGAAGUAGAUGUUGUAAUGGUAUUAUAAUGAUGGUAGAGUGUUAAGUGCAACAAAGAGUAGUUUUUGUAAUUUGAUGGUAGAUAGUAGUAAGCAGAACAAGACUAUUAUAUCUCCCAAGAUAUAUUGAUGUGGAAAUUAAAACUAAGUGCAAGAUAAGUGGUAUUUGGUUUGUGUUUCUACCGUGAAUUUGCAAUGCAUUUGCUAAUUUUGAGGUCAAAUGGGGGUUAAUUUGGGUUUUUAUUGCUCCACUUUGUUGACCGGUCCAAGUAGUCACAAGAACUUGAUCCUAGAAUGGUUGAAUGAUGAUUGAUGAAAAUUGAUUGCUUUUAUUUUUAUUAUUAUUGGAAUAGUUUACGCAAUUGUUGGAAGUUGGAACAUCAUGAACUUAGGUGGAAAUUUACAUUUCUUGUAAAGAUAAAAU